This is a messenger RNA of Mercenaria mercenaria, 930 nucleotides long. RefSeq lists its product as uncharacterized. Lineage: Eukaryota; Metazoa; Mollusca; Bivalvia; Venerida; Veneridae. Gene Ontology annotation, molecular function: FAD binding; oxidoreductase activity. The record is from RefSeq and is a predicted model, not a curated record. The coding region runs from base 1 to 930 and encodes 309 amino acids. The transcript has 4 exons.
AUGGGUCAUGACGUGAAUGACGUCAUCAAAAUUAGGUGCUGUGCAGCAGACGAAUGUUAUCCAUCGCAACCAAAAGUUGCUUCUCUGAAUAAAAAAUUGAAAGGCAGAGUUGUUCUUCCGCAUAUGUACGAGUACAUCAACCAGUCACAUAUGUACAACACAAAUGAACAGAGGUAUCCAAGUAUAGUGAGUAUGGUAAACUCAAAGGAGGACAUAAAAGAAACAAUCCUGUUUUCUCGAAAGUACAACUUGCACGUGACAAUUAGAAGUUCAGGUCAUAACUAUCUUGAUCAAACCUACAAUCGAACCAUUGUAGGCGGAAGUAGCCAUACAGUGACACCUGGUGGGUAUACGCUGGGCGGAGGACACAAUCCAAUCUCAAGGUCACUUGGAUACGCAGUUGACAAUGUUCUUGAAGUCCAGGCUGUCUUAGCAGACGGUAGAAUAGCAACGUGUACAGAGUCAGGUUGCAAACUUGAAGAACUUGAUGGCUCAACGUCAACAGACAACGGGGAUUUAUUUUGGGCAAUGCGUGGUGGUGGAGGCGGGACUUUCGGAGUGGUGGUUUAUUUUGUUUUCAAAUUGCACCCAAUGCCUUCGGGGAUGGUCAUAGUGAAUACAUGGAUGCCUCUAAAAAUAGACCAAUAUGAUAUAGACGUCUGCGGAAAGCUUUUAUCUGCUCUUGGUAGCCUAGUAACUUCAAUGCCAAGGGAAUGGAGAGGCUAUUAUAUACUAAGAAAUAGCAAAAAAAUACAUCAAGGUAUCACAAUGACUGGGAGUUUGCAGUUGGCAAUGAACAAGUUUGGUCCUUGGGAUGGUACAGAAGAGAAUGUUUUUGAAGAGUUCAUUAACAUUGGUAAACAGCUUCAAAUCAAUGUGACAUUCACUAAUAUAAGCAGUUUCUGGGAAUAUGAGAAAAAACGUGAUUAA